AUGCGAGGUUUCGACCGUUUUGCAUUAAAAACCUGGAUUCAGUGGUUAGCCCUUGUGGCUCUCCUCUUGGAGGUCGUUACUGCCUCUGUGGAUCUUACAGAUGAAAAUUAUGGUGACGUUGAAAAUGCUAGAUGGUUUAUCAAGUUUUAUUCACCAUCCUGUCCUGCCUGUAAGCGCAUUGCUCCUCUAUGGGAAGGUAUGGCAAAGAAGUCGGAAGAGAAGGCGAAUCAAGCCAACAUUCAUAUCGGUGAAGUGAAUUGUAAGGAACAUGUCAGUCUUUGUCAAAAAUUGGAGAUUAGAGAGUUCCCUACCCUUCGAUUCUCUGUAAAUGGUGAGAAUAAACAAGAAAUAAAGUACAGUGGCUCUACUACCGAAGCUUCUCUUUUGGACUUUGUUGAUGCUCGUAUUGCCGAGGCCCAAAAAGAAAUUGACUCUGAAAGUACAGAUGUUCCAACGGAAGCCUCCAACGUCGUUAUCCCUUCUGCACCUAGUCUUACAGUUUCUACAAGUUCUUUAUCACUGAUAUCUACUCCUACUGCGUCUAAGAGCUCUAGUGACGAUUUCACUGAUUUGCACAUGGCACAAGUUUCUCCCAAAGUUUCUUCCAUAAGCCAUACCUCUGCUCCUUUGGCACAGUCUUCCUCUGCUAAAGGAAAAGGCAAUGCUGAAGGCAAAAUGACCGCUACUUCAGUAUCUGCGUCCUUACAGUCACUUACCCCCACAACAUCUGAAGCUACCUAUGCUAUCCAAACUGCUCCAGAAAUUCCUUCCGAAGGAGGAGAUCUCUCAGUGCCUUCCGAUAAAGAUGUAGAAAAUUCCAGCCAGCCCAUUUUCAAUCCUGCUGGACGUUCCAAGCCGCUAGUUACCCAAGAAGACAUCGAUGAUGCCUUAUCAAGUGACGUUGGCUGGUUUGUUCUUUUUUUCUCUUCUGAUUGCAAAGAUUGUCCUAAUGUAUCUAUCAAUUGGAAUGCAAUGGCUGGAAGAAUGAAAAAUAAACUCAACAUUGGACAUAUUGAUUGUAGCAAGCAAAAACUUAGCUGUAACAACAAGGUUCAAAAAACUCCUUCUUCAUUCUUUUUCAAAGGAAAUGAAUACGUGGAAUAUUUUGGUCUUUUUAAAGUUGGUGAUCUUACUAGUUUCGCCGAAGAAGCCGCUAAUUUCGAGAUCCGUGAAGUCGAAUUUUUUGAUACAACGGAAAGUGAAAAACAUGGGGACGUCUUCUUUUUGUAUUUCUAUGAUGACAAGAGUGUUGAUAGCCUUGCCACCAUUCGUAAAACAGGUAUCCAACUCCUUGGUCAUGCCCGACUUUACCUUACAAAAUCUCAACAACUCGUGAAGAAGUACAAUGUCAAUAGUUUUCCGAAGUUAAUUGUCGUUAAAGAUGCCACUCCUAGCUAUUAUCCUACUAGUGUAGCAUCUGAUAUUACCGAUUACAGAAGGAUUUUGAACUGGAUGAAGAAUAAUUGGCUUCCAGUUCUUCCCGAACUUCAAACAUCUAACUCCGAUGAAAUCGCCAAUACUGAUACUGUCGUUCUAUUUCUUUUAGAUCCAGACUUGCCUGAUUUUCCUGAAACUAAAGCUACCGCUCGAACGAUCGCCUCGGAUUGGUUGAAUAAAGAGUCUCAGGAAUACCAGAUGGCUUGGAAGGAAGAGACCGAUAAAAAGAAUGCUCAUUUGAACAAAGCUGAGGAAAAGAACGAUGCAGAAGCCUUGGAGGCAGCUCGUAAUAUGAAUGUCAAGCAUAAACCUGCUUCUAAACGAUUUGCCUGGGUAAAUGGAAAUUAUUGGGCAAAAUGGCUUAAUAACUUCAAUUUCGAUAUUAAAAACUCCGGACCAAGAGUGGUGUUAUAUGAUGCCGGCAAGAACCUAUACUGGGACACAACUGCUAAAGGUGAGCCCAUUACUGUCAAGACUGACGUGGUUUUCAAGUUUUUGAAGGAUGUAGAGACUAAUCCCAGCUCUUUAAAACCUAAAAUGUUAAAAGAGAAUGCUGGCUUAGAAUACUUAGCUUCCUACGGUUUGGAUAAACGUGCGUUAUACUUGAUCUGCGGUGUCGUUUUACUUGGUAUCAUUGUUUCAUUACUUGGUGCAAGAAGGAUCAGAAGUCUUGAGCGCCGACACCGUUCUUCGCCCAUUUUGCCCAUCGCAACAAAGAAUGCGGGUAAUACUGGAAAAUUCGAUUAA
This is a messenger RNA of Schizosaccharomyces octosporus yFS286, 2184 nucleotides long. Its product is annotated as ER associated protein disulfide isomerase Pdi2. The record is from RefSeq and is a predicted model, not a curated record. The transcript is spliced from 2 exons. Bases 1 to 2184 code for a protein of 727 amino acids. NCBI's taxonomy places the organism in Eukaryota, Fungi, Ascomycota, Schizosaccharomycetes, Schizosaccharomycetales, Schizosaccharomycetaceae. Gene Ontology annotation, molecular function: protein disulfide isomerase activity. Gene Ontology annotation, cellular component: endoplasmic reticulum.